AUGGCGCCCAUCAUCCACGCCGUUCGCCACGCCCAGGGCGUCCACAACCUUUGCACCGCCAACCACGUCGUCCCCGAUCCCCUCCUCACCGACCUCGGCCACGAGCAAUGCGCCAAGCUGCGCGAGACUUUCCCUCUCCACGCCCAGGUCGACCUGGUGACUGCAUCGCCUCUUCGCCGCACCAUCUACACGGCCCUUGAGAGCUUCGGGCCUGUCUUCGAGUCCCACCCAGACAUGAAGCUGAUUGCCCUGCCGGACACCCAGGAGACGUCCGAUGUGCCCUGCGAUACCGGAAGUGAGCCACAGGCUCUGCAGGAGGAGUUUGCGGGGAAGCCCGUUGACCUGCAACUGGUGCAUGAUGGGUGGAAUACCAAGAACGGCCGCUAUGCGCCGACCAACCAUGCUCUCAAGGAGCGCGCGCGUGCUGCGCGGCGCUGGUUGAAAGCUCGGCCCGAAAAGGAAAUUGUUCUCGUCACCCACGGCGGGUUCCUGCACUACUUCACCGAGGACUGGGAGGACAGCAGCCAGUACCAGGGCACCGGCUGGACCAACACCGAGUACCGGACCUACACGUUCUCUGAUGAGGCGCACAGCGACGAUCUGGAGGGCGCUGCGGUGGAUGGCGACAACGCCAGUCUUGUCGAGACACUCGAGUCUCGGAAACGGCGUGGCAAGGUUGGUCCUGGCCCUGACCGCGAGCAGCAGAAGACAUUGUACAAGCUCGGCACCCAGGGCUGGGAUGAUCAGGGUCUGCAAAUGAGCACGGAGGAGCGGGAUGCCGCCAAGGUGCCCGAAGGAAAAGAGGUCAACGGUGUCCGGAUAUAG
This is a messenger RNA of Penicillium canariense, 825 nucleotides long. RefSeq lists its product as uncharacterized. Gene Ontology annotation, molecular function: phosphatase activity. The record is from RefSeq and is a predicted model, not a curated record. The transcript is spliced from 4 exons. Gene Ontology annotation, cellular component: cytoplasm. Bases 1 to 825 code for a protein of 274 amino acids. NCBI's taxonomy places the organism in Eukaryota, Fungi, Ascomycota, Eurotiomycetes, Eurotiales, Aspergillaceae.